Messenger RNA from Pistacia vera, 486 nucleotides. RefSeq names its product DExH-box ATP-dependent RNA helicase DExH16, mitochondrial-like. Gene Ontology annotation, cellular component: mitochondrial degradosome. Gene Ontology annotation, molecular function: RNA helicase activity; ATP binding. Bases 1 to 486 code for a protein of 161 amino acids. The record is from RefSeq and is a predicted model, not a curated record. NCBI's taxonomy places the organism in Eukaryota, Viridiplantae, Streptophyta, Magnoliopsida, Sapindales, Anacardiaceae. The transcript has 4 exons. Gene Ontology annotation, biological process: mitochondrial RNA 3'-end processing; RNA catabolic process.
AUGCAUGCCAUGCAAGUCACUGCUCCAGCUUCAAUCAAAAGUCGGCCUCAUACAUGGUACCCACGCGCUCGCAACAAGAUUCGCAAAGUUGUUUUACAUGUGGGGCCUACAAACAGUGGUAAAACACACCAGGCUCUGAAGCGGCUUGAAUCAAGUUCUACUGGCAUUUAUUGUGGACCAUUGAGAUUGUUGGCAUGGGAGGUGGCAAAAAGGUUGAACAAGGCAAACGUUCCUUGUGAUCUAAUUACCGGACAAGAGAGAGAGGAAGUUGAUGGUGCAAAACACAAGGCUGUGACAGUUGAUAUGGCUGAUGUUACUACUGAUUAUGAUUGUGCUGUUAUCGACGAAAUUCAGAUGUUGGGGUGUAGGACCAGGGGUUUUUCAUUUACCCGUGCUCUAUUGGGGAUCUCUGCUGAUGAACUUCACCUUUGUGGAGAUCCAGCUGCUGUUCCUCUUAUCCAGGAAAUACUUAAAAGUAACUGGUGA